This is a messenger RNA of Ooceraea biroi (clonal raider ant), 7597 nucleotides long. RefSeq names its product Shaker cognate b (gene Shab). Gene Ontology annotation, cellular component: membrane; voltage-gated potassium channel complex. Gene Ontology annotation, biological process: protein homooligomerization; action potential; potassium ion transmembrane transport. Gene Ontology annotation, molecular function: protein binding; delayed rectifier potassium channel activity. Lineage: Eukaryota; Metazoa; Arthropoda; Insecta; Hymenoptera; Formicidae. The record is from RefSeq and is a predicted model, not a curated record.
AGAAGAAGAAAACGAAAAAGACACCGCGUCAGAUAUUCGACGAGCGAGCGCGUCGACGUCAUUACCAUCACGUAGGGCACCGGCUCGUAGUCGCGCUGGUGGCCGACGACGACUCGCACCCGCCGUCACUCGGCGCGUCCGAUGCUGAACGAGAGACGGCUCGAGGACAACACGCUGGCGGACGGGGAACGUAAUGGUAGCGCCGUGGUCGCCGGCCCGGCGCUCUCAUCGUCGUUGCCGUCGUGCACGGUGCCCUACAUCGGCACCGACCAGGGCUACGUGUUCGAGGGUGGCGGCACGACGACGCUGCAGCAGCCCGGUGCAGUCGGCGCCCUCGCGAUCGGCUGCACCGGUGGCGGAGGAGGUCUCGGGUUCGGCGCGUCGACGGGGGUCCCGGGGGGUGGGCUGGGUGGCGGGAUAGGACUCGGUGGAGUCGGUGGAGCCGCGGGGGUUCCAGGAAUGAUUGGUGGAACAGGAGCAGGAAGCGGAGGAGGUAUAGCAGGAGCAGGAGGGGUUGGGAGUGGUGGUGUAGGAGGAGGAGGAGGAGGAGCAGGAGGAAACGUGAACAAGGAGGUCCGUUACGCUGCAUUCGCAUCAUCUGUAGGACCGGUCGGUACCGUGGCGCCGGUAAACCUGCCUUCUCUACCGCCACCGCCGCCGCCGCCGCCGCCGCCGCCGCCACCGCCGCCGCCGCCCCUGCCGCUGCAGAUGCAGCAGCAGCGUGCCUUCUCGAGGUCGAUGACGUCCCUGCCGCCGGAGCCGUUCAUGAUCAUGCGUUCGAAGGCGCUGAACCGGCGCGUCUCGAUCAACGUCGGCGGCGUGAAGCACGAGGUGCUCUGGCGCACCCUCGAGCGGCUGCCGCACACGCGCCUAGGCCGGUUACGUGACUGCAACACCCACGAGGCGAUCACCGAGCUCUGCGAUGACUACUCCCUGAUCGACAACGAGUACUUCUUCGACCGGCAUCCAAAGUCCUUCAGCUCGAUCCUCAACUUCUAUCGCACCGGCAAGCUCCACUUGGUGGACGAGAUGUGCGUGCUGGCGUUUAGCGACGACCUCGCGUACUGGGGCGUCGAUGAGCUCUACCUCGAGAGCUGCUGCCAGCACAAGUACCACCAGCGGAAGGAGCACGUGCACGAGGAGAUGCGCAAGGAGGCGGAAUCGCUGCGGCAGCGCGAGGAGGAGGAGUUCGGCGAGGGGAAGUGCGCCCAGUACCAGAAGUGGCUGUGGGACCUCCUCGAGAAGCCGACCACGUCCAUCGCCGCGAGGGUGAUAGCUGUGAUAUCAAUACUCUUUAUUGUGCUUUCGACGAUCGCACUAACUCUCAACACCAUUCCUAGUAUGCAAGUGAAUGAUGAGAAGGGGAACUUUCAAGACAAUCCGCAGCUCGCGAUGGUGGAGGCCGUGUGUAUCUCGUGGUUCACCCUCGAGUACCUGCUUAGGUUCAGUGCCUCGCCGGACAAGUGGAAGUUCUUCAAGGGCGGUCUUAACGUGAUCGAUCUGCUGGCGAUACUGCCGUACUUCGUAUCUCUGUUCCUGGUCGAGACAAACAAGAACGCGAACGACCAGUUCCAGGACGUGCGCAGGGUAGUGCAGAUCUUUCGUAUAAUGCGGAUCCUGAGGAUCUUGAAGCUGGCCCGCCACUCGACCGGGCUGCAGAGUCUCGGCUUCACCCUACGUAACUCGUACAAGGAGCUGGGCCUGCUGAUGCUCUUCCUGGCGAUGGGCGUCCUCAUAUUCUCGAGCCUCGCCUACUUCGCCGAGAAGGAGGAGCCCGGGACCAAAUUCGUAAGCAUUCCAGAGACCUUCUGGUGGGCGGGCAUCACAAUGACCACCGUCGGAUACGGCGACAUCUACCCCACGACCCCGCUCGGCAAAGCGAUCGGCAGUGUGUGUUGUAUAUGUGGUGUCCUGGUAAUCGCGUUGCCCAUUCCCAUUAUCGUCAACAACUUCGCCGAGUUCUACAAGAAUCAGAUGAGACGAGAGAAGGCGAUCAAGAGGCGGGAGGCCCUCGAGAGGGCCAAGCGGGAGGGCAGCAUCGUGUCUUUCCAUCACAUCAACCUGAGGGAUGCCUUCGCCAAGAGCAUGGAUCUCAUCGACGUCAUCGUCGACACCGGUCACAACAUGUCCGGGGUGGAUGGUAACAGCACGGAGGGUGAGUCCGCGAGUGGUCGCGGGCCCGCGCAAACCGGACCCGGCUGUUACCGUAACUAUGAGCAUUACGGCCUGCGGCAUCGACGCAGUGCGUCCAAUGCCUGCUUCCCGAAUCUGCCCAACGACCUGCCUGCAACACCUGACAGCCCGAACCGCCGACUCCUCGACUAUGCCCAGAGCGUGCCGGGUACUCAGAACGAUGAUUACUAUCAAGACGAGAUGCCGGCGCAGCACGUCAACCAGGCCAACAUGACGUCUAGCGAUGAAGAGAAAAAAGACAGCAGAAAAUUCGAGAAAAUUGAUGAAAUACCUAGCGAAUUCGAGUGUUGCUUUUGUACCACGAAGGAGUACAAAGACUUCAGCGACGCGGAGAACAUAAUGCCGCUUGCCACCAGCGACUUUCGUAAUCCAGUCUGUCAGGAAAUGAGGUCCCUCAGGUUCAUCAGCAGUGGCGGCGGCGGCGGUGGCGGUGGUGGUAUUGGGGGCGGAAGCGGAAGUGGCGCGGACCAGCUCGUCAGCUCGUCGCUCGCGGAAACGAGGACGUCGCCCGUGCAGCCGCCGGAGACCCUGAGCUUCGCGAGGACCUACAACGAGCAGGAGGGCUACGCGAAGACGUACAACGAGCAGGGAAGCGUCGACAGUUCCGACACGUACGCGAGCUGUCAGACUCAUCCGUCGCAUUCGCAGGGCGAUCUGACCGAGGAAGCGGACAGCAAUCUUUACGUGAAUCCCCUGGAGGCAACGGAGAAAUGCGGGACCGGUCGGGUGAAAAAAUCCAUUUCCGGCGAGGUCGGGCGAAACGUCUCCACCGAUGCGUCGCCCAGUAUCGAGUCCCUGAAGGAGAUCCGGCCUUUUAACGAGGUCAGCAAAGUCAACCUGAACGACACGAUACCCAAGCAUAGGAAAAUAAGGAUCCAACAGAGCGUGAAGCCGCGGGCGCAAUUUUUCGGCGAUCAGGAGAGCAUGGUGGCGCGCGGCAUCCUGAGGGAGGACAUCGCCAACCUGGAGGACAACAAUAACCAUUACCGCGGACUGCGCGGUGGUAGACCCUCCCUGUUCGCGCCGACAAACAGCCUGGCCUCCGCCACGCGCAUCAUCAAUCAUCACUUGUUCGGAUCCCUCGGCGGGCCCAAGCAUUACGCAGGAACGAGCGCCGAAAGUAAGCUCUCGCUGUCGGCGGACUCGAUAGACAGUGACGGGAUGCCGUUCGUGGACCGCCACCGGGCGUCGAGGUCGAUCCUGAAGAAGUCCGACAGCGGCAACAAUUACUACAGCAAUACCGGCGACUCGGACACCGAGAAGCUAAUCACCGACAGCGUGUCGACGGCGAGCGUGUGCGACAACGAGACGACCGCGUGCGAACUGCAGAGCAACGCGAACGUUUCGCGCACGAGGAAGCGCCCGGUAUCGCCGUUACUCUCGCGGCAGGUCCUCGAGUCGAUGUUCCGGACGAACAACAACGCCGACAGGGAGUACACGAGUGGCGAAAGAGACAGAGGGAGAACCAGUGCGAGGACGCCGAAGAUCCUGUUUGGUGACGUCGAAGAGGAGAAGCACGCCCGCGACGAGGCGGUGGCGGAGAAUCAGAACAAGGAGGGACAGCCACGGCGGCCAAAAGUACGUAUGCAAGAGGAGUCCAGGGAAAGCCAGACCACGCUGAUAGUACGUCCCGGCAAAACGAAGAAGAUGCCGCCGGCAGACGAGAAGAAAAAGGCGAGCAAGUCGAGCGGGCACGGUUGCGCGACCUACAAGAGCACCGACGCGAAUUGUCUUCCUCAGGAGUACCGUUUCUCAUGGUAGCGGCUUUCCCUUCCGCUUCCUGGCGGUCCCUCGCUGUCGCGCACCGUGCACAAUCGUAUCAAACGUCUGAUGAUGAUCAAUUUACGCUCGCGCGGCCGCGCUACUGCUCAUCGUCUGUGCCUGACAAUCGCGUUACCCUCAGUGUUGGUUGCACCGAUAAUCCUGGUUGAUUAGUCGCUGACAGUUUCUAAUUAAUCAAUCGCAAAGGAAACCUGAUACGCUUGAGACAUAAAGUGGAGACUGGAGAGUUGAUUGAUCAAGAUAACGGUGCAGCCGAUCCUCAGACCUGAGCGUUCGGAUAAGCGCGGGCUGACGCGCGAUCAGAGAUCGUCAACGUUGACAUAAUGAGUUCACGCAAUGAACGUUCGUCGCGGACAAGCGGACGGACUGGAGCGGACGAAGCAGCAGCAGUCGAAGCAAUCAGAUUGAUUGACGCGUAAUGUACAAAUAUCGGCGAGUCGACACGAUGGAUGUUGGCAUCGUCAUCGCUGGUGUCACCUCGAUCAGACUGUCGCGUGUCACAAGUCGCGCGUAGGGAUCGCACGAUCCCGUGUUAAUCUUCCCGCCUAAUAUCUCUCAAGCAAGUUUCUAGGACGGCUUUGCGUGUCGCGAUAAGUUUGUCGCGUUAAAAUCGUGAUACUGCAGAAAUAACUACUGCGAGUUUAUUCGUUAUGAUGACGGGAGAGCCUGCUCGCUGGCUCUCCCGAUGCAAUACCGUGGUGCCGCGCGCUUUUUCGUUACGCGUUUUGACGUCGUCGAUGUACGGAAUUAAUUUUACAAAUUAAUUGUACACGCAUACGAUGACCGUGUCAUCGUGUUAGGGCACGCUAGCGAUGCAAGCACAAGCCGCGCUUGAUCGGCGAUCCUGUCGAAAUCAAAACGCGACGACGUAAGCGACGGCGUAAGUGUAUACAGCCGCCUAAUUCCGCUACAGUGUAACCAGUACGGGCACUCGGGAGUCCUCGGGAUAUCAUUGCAUAUCAUGCCGAAUUGGCACUUAGUAGGACGAGAAGACUAAUUAAAUUUCGUGCGUCACGUGGCAUGUACUAUGAGGCUCAAACUUUGAUACGAAACGAGACGAUCGUGAACGUAAGAUUAAGGUAAAUUUAAGAUUAACUUAAGAGUCUCGAGUCGCUGAUAAUACGCUGAUAAUAUUACGUGCGACGCAACUAUUAUCGACGAGAAUUUCAUCUAUGUCAGCCUGAGAUUUCAAUCUUCUUUUCUAAUGUGAUUUUUCGCAUAAAUGUAUUAGGUAAAUUUAUAAGAUUAAGAGUCUCGAGUCGCUGAUGAUAAAAUUCAACAAUUUUAUUCCAAAUAGCAUUUCAUUCAUGUCGAGAUAUCUGCUCGAAAAAAAUCUUCUAAAAGAGAACUUGAUGUUUCAGAUAUCUUUCGAAUAUUUCUCGUAAUUGCAUUUUGGGCAAAUCGGCCUCUCGAGCGUCAAAACUCCUGACGAACGGUCAAAUCUCAGGCAGAGGAACGUGAAGAAACGCUGACAGCGAGCGAGGAGUGCGUUUACUGAUUGUACUGUGCGUAAUGCGACUUGACAAUAUACUGCCUCUUUCAAGUCCCGGCACUGAUCUCGACAUUCUGCCGUCAGCAGCAUCGAUUCAUCCGCUUCGCAAAAGUUUAGCCAACGAAUUAACGACCCUCGUGAUACUCUAGACAAAGCAGAUUAGGGCAUUUUCAUAUAGUACUUCAUAGACGCUAGUCGUCUUCGUUUAGCAAUCGCAAAUUAUCGUUGUAGAUGUCGGUGUACAUAGAUUACAAACAGGUGGAACUGUGAGGAGAGUUCCGAGACAGGACUUCCAGAGCAAGCCAAGUCCGCGUGUUUUUUGACUUUCGCAAUAUUUCAUUCCCUCCUCGUUACCGAGCAAUGUAGGGGUCUUGAUUCCAUCCCAGAAUCGAAAGGUUGUACCUGGACUCGUUUUCGUCGGACCUGAUCGUGCCGUCUUCAGUACGACGAACGUUUCCCGAGUGAGAUUUCGCGUUCAGAUGCACGAACGACCACAAUUAUUGGGGCCCGAUUUUUGUGCUUUUCAACGACCUGUGCAUCGCGUAAGCCUGCGUAUUAAAUCAAAAAAGGAAAAACAAAAACGAUGCCUAGCCUACGAUUACUUAUACGGCAACGGCAAACGUCGCCGCUACUUGAUCCGGAAACGCAGUCGCGGUAACGAUCGUGCUUCCUACAAGAGAGCGAAACACAGAACGAGCGCACACCAUCCCUGUAGAUUUCGCAUGGUAGUUGAACGCGAGCCACUUGGGUGCCUCACAGUGGUAGCUCACCCUCUUUUGAGGCAUCCAACUCGACAAGUUUCGAUCGCGCGGGCAUACCCGUUUCCAGCCGAAGGGUUCUCGCGGUUGGCGAUCGACCGUUUUAUUCGUCGGGGCUCGUCCCCUCGCGCCGGUCUUCCGCAACGAUUUAAUAAACCGCGCGAGCGCUCCGAUUCUAGUCUUAGAUGUCCAUCGAUGAGAAGUACAUAUCUGCAACACAUUUCUAGUCAUUGUUACGGUAGUCGUAGGGGAAAGUGAGAAUAACGUACAAACGUGUAUCUACAUUAUCGUCCGCCCGGGUAGUCGUCGACCCGCGCGGCUCGUUGUUACGCCAAUGUUCUGUGAAUCGAGCCUCGGGUAUUUUCUACCGCAUUCGUAAAACUCGCUUCCGCCUCUGCGUAAGGCUCACGUUGCGUGCAGGAUGAUUCCUCAUUUCCGAGUUGUUGCCGCGUUUACUCCGUAGUCUUGAACGACUGUAGAAUGGCGAGUGGAUCGAAAGGGGCGAAGAAGGAGAUCACCAUCAUGUGAGAAACAAGUGCAAAAACUCGAGUGCAAUGUAAAGUGUUCCGUCGAGAUCGACACGACGGGUGACACGUUGUGUGCGGAGGAAGCAUCUAUUCCCUCAAAACGACGUUCUUUUCCUUCCACGAGCCACUCGUACGUCGUUUGCGUACCUGUUAUUCAGAGUCGGAUACCUUAUGCCGCUUAGAGCCUCUAAGUAAACGAAAUCGAUGUCUACUGCGAGCUAACGUAGUCAAGUUUUAGGAAGUUCCUGGACCGCGCACAAAAGAAAAUACGGUCUAUCGUUUAUUAUCGUAAAUUGCAUUAGUGACAGAGAGCAGAGCACGCACCGUUUAGUCAGCGUACAUAUAGUACAAAGGACGCCGCGCCGUAGAACGUCGCGCGUCAUCACGAGAAAAUCGACUGGAUGCUGAAGAAAACUCCCAUCGCUACGAACGAUCAAUCGCGCACGCAUGAAGCCGUUGUCUCGUCGCGUUAGCCGAGUUUACUCGCGCGAGAGACGCGUGCGGCGCGCUUACUCGAGGAGCUUCUGGCAUUUAAUUUCUUCAGUCUUUUCGAUAGUUCUUCAGGCCGUUUCGAAGAACCCCGCCGAGUCUUUCUUCGGGUUGAUAGAGAUGAUUUAUUUUUUACUUCGACUUCCAGUCUUCUCGCGCAGGCCGUAGUGCAGCUGUAAUGGGACGAAUCGCGUUAUCGCACAAAGUCGAUAUUACCUUAAGCGCUAGCUGGUCUGACGCCGAUCAAUCGCGCAAAUCUUUUUUUUUCGGUCCUCCAAGGCCUAUUCCCCCAGUAGCUUUUAAGCUGGUAGCGUGUAAAAAUGAAUAAAGUUGUAACUUGCUAGUUUUUGUUCACU